Papaver somniferum (opium poppy) is the source of this 1080-nucleotide messenger RNA. RefSeq lists its product as uncharacterized. Gene Ontology annotation, biological process: DNA integration. Gene Ontology annotation, molecular function: nucleic acid binding. Lineage: Eukaryota; Viridiplantae; Streptophyta; Magnoliopsida; Ranunculales; Papaveraceae. The coding region runs from base 1 to 1080 and encodes 359 amino acids. The transcript is spliced from 7 exons. The record is from RefSeq and is a predicted model, not a curated record.
AUGCAGAGACGUUUAAAUCCUAAUAUGAAGGAAGUUGUCCGCACAGAGGUGCUCAAAUUAUUAGAUGCGGGUAUUAUAUACCCCAUCUCUGAUAGUAAAUGGAUAUUGCCUUUGCAUUUGAUGAAGCAUGUGUUUGCAACUUUUGAGAAGCUAAAAUCGCUGUUGACUUCUGCCCCUAUUAUCCAACCACCCGAUUGGAACCUCUCAUUUGAACUCAUGUGUGAUGCGUCCAAUUAUGCGGUUGGUGUUGUCCUUGGCCAACGACGUGAUAAAGCACCUAGUAUGAUUUAUGAUGCUAAAUUUACUCUAGAUAUUCGUGAUAAGAAAGGAUCUGAAAAUGUAGUAGCUGACCAUUUAUCCCGUAUCCUUGAUGAGACUAGAGAUGAUGAGAGACCGAUCCAUGACACGUUCCCUGAUGAACAAUUAUCUUCCAUCUCUGUGUUACCUUGGUUUACACCUAUCAUCAACUAUUUGGUAACUGGUCAAAUGCCCGACCAUUGGUCUAAACAGGAUAGAGCUAAAUUCUUGUCUGAGGUUAAAUACUUUUUCUGGGAUGAUCCGUACUUAUUCAAAUAUUGCCCUGAUCAGAUCAUUCGUCGUUGUAUUCCUGACAACGAAAUCUCCAGUGUUUUGACUUUUUCUCAUUCUAGAGCUUGUGGAGGUCACUUUAUUGUUGACUAUGUGUCUAAGUGGGUAGAAGCAAUAGCUACCAAGACAAAUGAUCGCCACGUUGUGAUCAAGUUUGUUAGAGACAAUAUUUUCUCUCGAUUUGGUAUGCCUAGAGCAAUCAUUAGUGAUGGAGGUUCCCAUUUUUGUAAUCGGUCUUUUGAGGCACUCAUGAAGAAAUACUCCAUUACCCAUAAGGUUUCUACACCUUACCACCCACAAACUUGUGACCAAAAAACAAAAAUAUUUCAUGAUAAAUCGAUAAUUGUUUUUCCUCAUGGUGCAGUUGAAGUUGAAAAUCCUAAAAAUGGAGAAACUUUCAAGGUUAACGAUCAACGGUUGAAACCAUUCUUGGAGUUACCCAGUCAUGCAAUGGAAGAAUCGGAGUUGAGAGAUCAUGUCUACCAGGAUUAA